AUGAGCUCCAAGUUUUCCAUUCGCAGGAAGCCCCGGAAGAUUGGCGGCGAUGACGACGAGGAGAACGAUGAGGGCGCGGUGCAAGAACCUGUUGUGAAGCGUCCAAUACGCCCAAAGACGAAGCAAAAAUCUAAACCGGUUCUUUCAUUUGGCAAGACCUCAAUGACCGAUGAUGGCGAGCAAGACAGUGAAGUCGUCAUACCCAAAAAACAUGGCCUUGGCCGCAAAGCAGUGGAGCGAAAUGCCUUUGAGCGCACCUUAGAUGCGUCGGCAGCUCCACGGGUCUCCCAGGAACAAGAUCGACCAAGCUACAGCAACGAUUAUUUGAAGGAACUACGCGACUCAACACCCUCAACACCCAAGCUCAAAACGGACGAGGAAAAGGACAAAACCGUCGAUGUUGCCGCCAAGUUUGGCGAAGUGAUGCAGGUGACAGGGCAAUCAGCGAUCCCAUCAGAAGCCGAAAUUCGAGAAAAGAAGGCUCGUCGAGCACGUCUUGCAUUGGAGCACGGUGCCAAGGCAGGCGAGGAGGAUUUCAUUGCGCUGGAGGAUGAUACAAUUCGGAACGAUGACAUGGAGGACUGGGAGGCAGUUGUGCGAGUUGACAAGGAGAAACAGAAGGACACGAGGCUUGUGCGGGAUGAUGAGGACUUCGCAGAAGGGUUCGACGACUAUGUGGAGGACGGGAGGAUUUCGCUGGGCAGGAAAGCGGAGCGAGAGGCAAAACGAAAAAACCGCGAUGCGAUGCGUGAACUGAUUGAUGAUGCCGAGGCAUUGUCUGACUCUGACGACUCGGAUCUUGAGGAGAAGGCAGCUUAUGAGGCCACUCAAACCAAGGCGGCCAUGGGCAGUAGGACCGAUGGUAUCGACCGACCUCGCACUCCACCCAAGAUGACCUCGCUGCCGAAGCUAUCAAGCAGUCUUGACCGACUUCGCCUGAAUCUGGCAACAAUGGAGGCGUCUAAGAAACAGAUGAUUAGCCGCAUGGAAGAACUGAGGAAGGAAAAGGCAGACAUUGCUGUUCGCGAAGUCGAAAUCCAGACUUUGAUCAAGGAAGCCGGUGAGAACUAUGAGCGGUUGAGGAAGGAGGCCGGUAUAGAUGAGAGUGCAAAUGGUGCAUCUGCAGGUGCUUUGGAGCAGUCACGAGGGUUGGAAAGCAUCGGUGCGCCGAUGGCCACCUCAGAUUCGAGUGCUGAAGAGUCAUCAUAA
Penicillium argentinense is the source of this 1209-nucleotide messenger RNA. RefSeq lists its product as uncharacterized. Bases 1 to 1209 code for a protein of 402 amino acids. Gene Ontology annotation, biological process: spliceosomal complex disassembly. The transcript is spliced from 2 exons. Gene Ontology annotation, cellular component: U2-type post-mRNA release spliceosomal complex. Lineage: Eukaryota; Fungi; Ascomycota; Eurotiomycetes; Eurotiales; Aspergillaceae. The record is from RefSeq and is a predicted model, not a curated record.